AUGGUUCCUAUGUAUAUGAUUCUUUUAAUUCUUUUAACGUUGAGAUUAUUGGCAAACGUUGCUUCUACGCCUUUGGCUAGAUUUGCCCAUGCCAGCGUUCUAGUUAAUUCAAAUUUAUAUUUUAUUGGCGGUGAAUUGCUAAACGGUGGAGGCGCUUCAAAUGACUUGUUUGUUCUUGAUUUAUCAGUUUCUUUUAACACUUCGUCUCCAAAAUGGAUAGAUCUUUCUCCUGUCCCAAUUAGUAGUUCUUGGUGUACAGCUUCAUUGGGUGGAUCUAAUAACGAUAUAAUAUUUUUAAUUGGAGGUCUAAUGCCCGAUCCAAAUAAUAGUUCACUUGUUUAUACAUUUAACACUAUUGACCAAACCUGGUCUUCCCCAAAAAUUUCUGGAAUUUCUCCACAAAGACGUAAAGAAAUGGCAUCCAUUGUUAAUCCUGAUGAUGAAAAAAUUUACAUAUUUGGAGGUCUAUCUGAUAAAACCACUGGUUCAUCCAAAUCUGUAGAAUUUAAUGACUUUAUUAUUUUAGAUACUAUCCUUUUAACUUGGACUAUGAAUAAAUUUUCAUUUGCACCUUCAAAAAGAGCUGGCCAUACAUUGACAAAGUGGAACGAAAUAAUUGUUUUGAUCGGUGGGAAAGAAAUAUACACUAAUGGUACUACCAAACUUGUAGACAUGAAUAAAAUUUGGACAUACGAUAUGAAUUCUGGAAUAUGGUCACUUCAUACGGCCGCUGGUGACGACAUUGAUUCUCGUAUCUUUCAUACUGCUGUACUUGAUCAUCACGGAAGAAUAAUUAUUUAUGGUGGAAUGAAUGAUAAUCCCUCAGAACCUAGAGUUUCGCCAGAUCUUGCAAUACUUGAUAAUACGACAAACCCGUUUAAAUGGAUAAUACCAAAGAUCCCGUCAGAUAAUGCUGCACCACCUCUUACAGCUCAUACCGCAGUAAUGAUGAAUCACUAUAUGAUCGUAUCAUUUGGCAAAAAUACUGCUGCUAUAAAUAAUGAAAGUCCUGUUAUUUAUUUGUUUGAUACAGUAACCUACAAAUGGGUUACGUCAUAUUCUCCAAGUAAUGAUUAUAACCCAAAAAUUUUAGUUGCAUAUGACUCAUCAACCGCAAAUGAAACAUAUGAUACAUCCACAAAUGGUACAACCACAGGCAUAGAAGAUGCAAGUAAUGGUCUUAGUAUGCCAGCAAUUAUUGGUAUAGUCCGUAUAAAAAAUGAAAGCCCUAUAAGCAAUAUUAAAACUGAAAAUAUAACAAUAGAAACAAUAAUAGAACCUACAUCAAACAGUGGUCAGACAAAUCACCUUCCAAUAAGUUCUCAUCAGGUUCAUCAUACACCUGAACUUACUAUAACGAUUCCAAAACGUCCGUCUUCUUUAAGUAGUGGUUCCAUUCUUAUGUCGCCAUCAGAAUCUCAACGAUCGAAAAGUCCUCAGCAUGUGCAAUUCACAGAUCAACCAAAAGCACCAAAAUCACAAGUAGAUUCUAAGCAAUCGAAAGUGGGUUCUUCUCAACAAUCGCAAGCAGAUCAUCAACAAUCACGAAUAAGUUCUCAAUCAUCACAAGUAGAUCCUCAACGAGGAUCACUACAACUCCAGGAAGUAGAUCCACAACAAUUCCAACGAGGAUCACAGCAACUCCAGCAAAUAGAUCCACAACAAUUCCAACGAAAAUCACAGCAAAUCCAACCAGUUGAUCCACAGCAAUUCCAGCAAGUUGAUCCACAGCAAUUCCAGCAAGUUGAUCCACAACAUUUUCAACAAUUCCAGCAAGUAGACCCACAACAUUUUCAACAAUUUCAGCAAGUAGAUCCACAACAUUUUCAGCAAUUUCAGCAAGUAGAUCCACAAAUGGAUCCAUCUCAAUUUCAACCAAUACCGCCAUUCCAAAUGCAUCCGCCGCCGCAAUACCAACCAACACCAUCACAGCCUUUCCAACCUGUGGAUCCACUAUACCGACCAAUAUAUGCGGUACCAUUUCAUCCACAGCAUCCACAAAUAUACCCACAGCCAUUCCCGCCAAUAUAUCCAAUACAUCCGCAACAAGUUAUGUAUCCCCCAUAUCAGGGUGGCUAUCCUCAAGAAGGUUAUCCUUCAGGAGACUAUUCUCCAGCUGGUUUUUCUCCAAUUCAACCUAGUUUUGGAAUUAUACCUGAAGUUGCUGAAGAUACGCCUAAUGAUAGUCGACGAAGUUAUCAACAAUAUACGUCUAAUAGUGAAAUGGAUAAAAAAUUUCCUGGCCCUAAGGAAUCUCCCAAACCAGUUAGUCAUGCAGCACCCGCAGCUGCCCAGAGACCUGGUGACCAGGUUGGUGUUGACAAAUCUCCCGUGGACUUAUGCACUUCUUACAUUAAGGAUCCGUCUCCAGAAUUUGGUAUUCACAGUUUGUAUAGUCGUAAGUAA
Molecule: messenger RNA, 2406 nt
Organism: Dentiscutata erythropus
Lineage: Eukaryota; Fungi; Glomeromycota; Glomeromycetes; Diversisporales; Gigasporaceae
Source: the annotation of a GenBank genome assembly